AAUUGAUGAGUGGUGAUCUCGUGGUACGCCGCUUCCUCCCCUUCCCACGGGAGGCUUGGUCGCGAUCUGGCGAGAGCGGGCGUGAGUUCGUGCCAUCCAUCGCUCCCGUUCGAUGACGUGAACCCGCCGAGCACGUCCCAGCGGCACGAGCCCAGAAUCUGCGACGCUUGCGCGAGUUUUUCUCUCUAUCCGUAUCGCGUGUAGGAGGGUGGGGGUGCCUUCGCCGCUCCACUUGCUUCAGUCCAGGAUCCCGUGGUGCGUGUGAGUAGGCCCGCGAUUACGAGUGACGGCCAGGCGGAGAUUAGUUCGGCGUCGGCCUUUGACGGUCAGGGUUCUCCGAGGACAUGCGGUCUUCCGCUGCCAAGUCGAGCGGUCGCCGAUCGGGUGUCGCCGUGACGACGUCGUCGUCGGCGGGGCCGAGGCCGCUCAGGACCUCGGUGACGGGCCCCGUGGUGCGACGGAAGCUCAGCGACAACCUCAAGCCGUUUCCUGUCAGAGGGGACAGGACCAACUAUGUCAAUGUGCCGCACAUCAUCGCCAUGGUGGGGCUCCCCGCCAGGGGCAAGACGUACAUCGCCAAGAAGCUGACACGCUACCUCAACUGGAUCGGCAUCCAAACCAGGGUGUUCAACGUUGGGGAGUACCGACGCCAGGCGACUGAAGCCUACAGAAGCCACGAUUUCUUUCGGGCCGACAACGCAGAAGCCAUGGCUAUUCGAAGCAAGUGUGCCCUGGACGCCCUGGAGGACAUGUGCAAGUGGCUGGAGACGGAAGGGGAGGUGGCGGUGUACGACGCCACCAACACCACCUUCGAGCGCCGGAAGCUCAUCUACGACGUGGUCUGCGAGCGCUUCGGCUUCAAGCUCUUCUUCGUCGAGUCCUACUGCGACGACCCCAAGAUCAUCGAGGCCAACAUACGGGAGGUGAAGAUCAACAGCCCGGACUACCGGGACAUGAACAAGGACGACGCCCUGCUGGACUUUGUGCACCGCAUCGAGCACUACAAGGCCUGCUACCAGACCCUGGAUGAGGUCCAGGAGAAGCAGUACUCCUUCAUGAAGAUCUUCAACACGGGCCAGAAGGUGGUCGUGCAUCGCCACGAAGGGCACAUCCAGAGCAGGGUGGUCUACUACCUGAUGAACAUUCACAUCAUGCCACGAUCCAUUUACCUCACGAGGCACGGAGAGAGCACCCUCAACCUUCAGGGAAGGAUCGGGGGCGACGCUGAUCUCUCGGAAAGGGGCAGCGAGUAUGCGGUGGCCCUGGCCAAGUUCAUCAAACGCCAGGCCAUCCCCCGCCUGCGCGUCUGGACGAGCCAGCUGAAGCGCACGAUCCAGACGGCCGCGGGCAUCGACGCCCCCCAGGAGCGCUGGAAGGCACUCAACGAAAUCGAUGCGGGCAUUUGUGAGGAGAUGACCUACGAAGAGAUCCAGGAGAAGUUUCCGGAAGAGUUUGCGGCGAGAGAUCAAGACAAGUUCCACUACCGCUAUCCGCGCGGGGAGUCGUACGAAGACCUCGUUGCCAGAUUGGAGCCUGUCAUCAUGGAGCUGGAACGGCAGGAGAACGUGCUCGUUGUUGCGCACCAGGCGGUCCUCCGCUGUCUGCUUGCUUACUUCCUCGACAAAAACUCCGAGGAACUGCCAUACCUGCGCGUCCCGCUGCACGGCAUCAUCAAGCUGACGCCCAUGGCCUACGGCUGCGAGGUGAAGAAGUUCAGCGUCCCCAUCGCGGCCGUGGACACGCACCGGGAGAAGCCCAGCGUAAGUAGCUCUGCCAACGGCGCGGACUGCGAGCCGGACAUCUUCGGCUUGCAGGAGAUUGACCUUGAUGCGGAUUUGUUGCUCUGUUCCGACGAGUCGGCUCGGGGCUGAACCCAAACAUUGCAGAUAAAGUGACGAAACCAUUUUUAGGUGUUGCCAGUUUUAUUUGUCUACAGGGUGCUUCCAAGCGCUAUUCGGGCACGAAAUAAAAAAUUUUGUACUAUAAACAAUUUAAUUUUUGCGAAUUUAAAAAUGUAGUGAAAUAUAGAUCACGCAAAAUACGUUGCCCAGCGGUACUAACACAGUCUGUACCACUCCGCAAAAUAUUCCUGAAAUGCACGCUGCGGCAAAUUCAGAAAAUAUGGAGCUCACAAAAAUGAAGUCAUUUACAGUAAAUGAACCAAUAAACCAAGUGCAAACUAAAACCCACACUGAAGAAAUUGGAUUAUGAAAAAUGCACCGCCUAAAAAUGUCUUUGUAAAAAGUCCCAAUGCUCUCUGCUAAUUAUAGUUUAUAAAACCCGAACAGCGCUUGGUAGCACCUUGUAUACAAAUAUGGUUUGUCACAGUCCAGCUAUUUUAAACUGGAUUAGAUUACAAAGUUGCAACACGGGACCGCAAUAGGGCGCGACUGUGAUGAACUCCACAGUUGGUUCAACUAUGCCGUACAGCUAGUUUUGUGCCACGAAAUGUGAAGGCUGAAUAAAAACGGCACCGACGAAUUUCUCGUUACUCAUCCGCUAAAUAAAAUGCGGUGUCAUUUGUUCAUAAUUUUUUGUUUCACACUGGCUGCUCUAGAGAAGCUAUUGAGGCUAAACCUGUCUCAAAGCGUAACCCGCAAGCUCUGUGAACCGAGAUUUUUAUCUUUAUAAGCCGUACCACAAUUUGCAAACAUCUUUUGGUCUGCAUCCUGUGCAGAGGUUCGACUGGUUUGGACAGUUGUUGAUUGACAAAACAUAGCAUUAAGUACUUUCUUUUUUACCUAUAACGAACUCUUGCAAUCAUUCUAUCUUUUCUGGUGGUUUGGGUAGCUUAGCUACUCGCUGGUAGGGAUGUAGCUUCCUCUCUUUUUGUUUCUUUCAAUAGUAUUAAGUAUCCAUCGUCUACCGAAAAUGAAGCCUCAAUAUUUGUGUCCUCUGGGUGUGGCAGCCUGGCAUUGUUUUAAAACCAGCAGCAAGCAGUCGGAACUAAUCAUAUUUUUUCAUGAUUCAUACGUUACAAUUAAGUUUUCUCAGGAUGCUACCGGAUAUGUCUUACACUCCCUUUUUGUCAUCAGAGGAACACUUGCACCAAAUUCUAUACUUUUUCCAAAUCGUUUUUUUUUUUUAGGUAAUCGUGUUAGGUGUCUUCUGCAUUACUGUUUCAAGCUGCGGCAGACUUAUACAACUGCCGAUGCCAUUACCCCCUUGCUUUAAUUCAUUCAAUGCAGUUGCAGACGAGUGUCAUGUCUGGGCUUGAAGCAUAGUGCUGCAGUAGCCGGGCGUUUCAUUGUGCGUGAUGUCUCGUAGUUAAGGUUAUUGCAACGUCUUGAAUAGGGUAAUUCGUCGUUGUAAGUUAUGCGCCGCCGCGUUCAUCCCAACGAUCGCCAUUAAUGGAGAUUGCUCAAAGUCUGUGGAAAUGUCUGAAACGAAUUGUGCCAAGUGACCCAGUCGUAGGCUUCGCUUGUGUUGAAGAGUUGCGCUCCGGUUGUACGACAGGGCUGUUCUUUCGACACAUUUGCGCGUGUGCACAAAUGAAAGUGAGGAAACCAUUCUUGUUCUCUGUAGAGGUGUGUAAUGUGUGGCAGCAGUAUAGUUCUCCUGCGUACUGCGUACGCUCCGUGUACUGUCGUGCGUGCGGUUCUUGUCGAGAUUUUGGAUGCUGUACUUAACUUCAGCAAACUGGGUGGUGAGCAGCAUAUGCAACACUGCAUACGUUUGAUAGCAGGCUACAAAUCUACACACAGAGUUGCUCUUUGUCGGAUUAACAGACAUCGGCAUUCCUAUGAAGUGUAGUUUGGUGGCAGCUGGUGUAGAUAGAGCUGCUUAUGUUCACUCUUGCCCUGCUUGUUGUAUUUUUUUUUUCUGCCUGUGACUGUUCUUUUAUUCAUGCUUUGGAUGUACAUCCCAUGUGCAAGCUGCACGCAGCACGCUACGCUGAAUUUGCACGAACAUGACUGUUUAGCUAGUCUGCUUAGUAGCUUGUUAACACAGAGGUUCGGACGAGUUGGUUGCUUGUGAUGUACAGGGGGAACAUUUCAUUUCUAGUACAGCGGGCCCUUUUAAGCAUCACCCCUUGAGCCCCGACUUUCUGGUCAUCUUAAUAGCCAUCUGCAUAUGUCAAGCAAGGAGUGUAUGUUGACUCGAGUGACUGUUUCCCGGGUGCGCUGUUCCCCCUGUACAUCAUGCCUAGUAGCUUUCCAAGGCGCACGGCAUAGCAUUGUGCAUCCCAGUUUAGUCUGGUGUAGCACCUUUAGUCGUGUUGCUAGACAUAGUAUGUGUAUGAGUUCCAAUUUCUUUUUCGUGCGAAUUUAUUGUCAAAGUCUAGCGCAUUUGUGCCUGCUUUGUCUAGAGCUCGGCCCAAGUUCUGCUUUCAGUGUUAUGUAAAAAAUGUCGCAACUGGCCCUUUUCCCAGUCCAUUUUAAAGCACUUUUUCCAAGCAAUAAAGUGAUCUUUUCAAACAUUA
Messenger RNA from Ixodes scapularis (black-legged tick), 4423 nucleotides. RefSeq names its product 6-phosphofructo-2-kinase/fructose-2,6-bisphosphatase (gene Pfrx). Gene Ontology annotation, biological process: fructose metabolic process; fructose 2,6-bisphosphate metabolic process. Gene Ontology annotation, molecular function: ATP binding; fructose-2,6-bisphosphate 2-phosphatase activity; 6-phosphofructo-2-kinase activity. Gene Ontology annotation, cellular component: cytosol. The record is from RefSeq and is a predicted model, not a curated record. NCBI's taxonomy places the organism in Eukaryota, Metazoa, Arthropoda, Arachnida, Ixodida, Ixodidae. The transcript has 12 exons. The coding region runs from base 345 to 1871 and encodes 508 amino acids.